GCAGUGGCGCGCGCUCACCGAUUUUUUGGUCCACAACGAGGAUAGCGCAAGAGACCGGCGGUGCGGAGCUGGUCCAGGGCGACGUCUCUCCAGCUGUCGUCUAACUGGGCUUGUCCGAGAACUGAACCGGAAACUCCGUUCACGUGCAGCUGGCGGGAACGGCGCUGAGGGACUCGCUUUGAGGCGGGAAAACACGGAAUUCUCAGAAAUUCUAAGUUGGAUUCUUUAAUUUAACGACAGUCUUGCUCCUCAAACGCGAAGACCGUUGUAGUAAACAAAAAGAAGCGUUUUUAAUGACACACACCGGAGUCACAUAUUGCACUUAAAGGUUUGGCACUCCUAAAAGGCGGGAAUUCAACCGACACGGGAGCACAUCAUCCGAUAUCACGCAUCGGAUUCCGUCGCCACCUAGUGAAUUAAUAAAUAAAUAAAGUCUGACUGACUGGACAUACCGACGAGCUGACGCGUCUCACGUUUGACAGCUUUUUUUUUUGGAAGCGUCUCAGUUUACCUCAGCUCAAGCGUCACUGUAAAUAAACUGAACGGCAAGGGGAGGAAUUGGAUGAGGAGGAGGAAGAGGGGUGAACCCACGCCAAUGUGAUCCCUCAGUCAUCAAUGGGAAAUACCGGAGUGUACGCGACUGGGGUGAGAUGCUCGGUGAAGCUCGAGGUGCGUCGCCGCGCUCUCACCGUGAAUGAGUUUUAAAAGAGCGCGCGAGGAGGGAGAAAGAGCACUGUGAAGUUGAACAUAUUCGUCAACCUCGAGAAGAAGAACCAGGUGGAAAAUUUAUUCAUGUGGCACAUGCAUGAGAAAACAAAACGCGUCAUCGAGCUUCCCAAUGCUUGAUGAGAAUGUUGACAUGUUUAAAUGAUGACGAAGGGGAAGAUGACAGAAGCUUCGUGAGAAAGAUUCCGAGCGUGUUUUUGUGAGAGAGGGUGAAGUUCAUUCGACAUGCCCGAGAAUGUCUCCCUCAUCAGGAACCGGACGGAAGUCGCGCAGGGUCGCGCUUGGGGUAGCGGAGCGGGCGCGCGGCCAGCAUGGGUCGUCAUGGUGCUGGCCGGUGUGCUGAUCUUCACGAGCGUGGUGGACGUGCUCGGUAACGUGCUGGUGAUCAUCUCGGUGCUCAGAAAUAGAAAACUGAGAAACGCGGGAAAUGCGUUUGUAGUGAGCCUGGCUUUCGCCGAUCUCCUGGUGGUUUGCUAUCCCUACCCUCUGGUCUUGCACGCCAUGCUGCACGCGGGCUGGUUGCCGGGCGAGAUGGAGUGUAAGGUCAGUGGCUUCCUGAUGGGAGCGAGUGUCAUCGGCUCCAUCUUCAACAUCACCGCCAUCGCCAUCAACCGCUACUGUUUCAUCUGCCAGGCCAACACCUAUGAGAAAAUCUACGGCCGCACUGGAACCCUGGUGCUACUGAUGUUAGUCUGGGUGCUUACAGCCAUUGCUAUUCUCCCGAACCUGGCGUUGGGGUCAUUGACGUACGACCCUCGUGUUUAUUCAUGCACCUUUAGUCAGACAACAAGUGCAGGCUACACCAUCGCCGUGGUGACUGUGCACUUCCUGCUUCCUAUAGCAGUAGUUACAUUCUGCUAUCUGAGGAUUUGGGUACUGGUGCUCCGUGUGAGGAGGCGGGUCAAAACCGAUGUCAGGCCACGCCUCCGUCCAAGUGAACUGCGUCACUUCUUGACCAUGUUCGUCGUCUUUGUGCUGUUCGCCGUCUGCUGGGCGCCGCUCAAUCUGAUUGGCUUGGCUGUAGCGGUGGACCCGCCCCGCGUAGGGCCCUUGGUCCCUGAUUGGCUGUUUGUGGUGAGUUAUUUCAUGGCAUAUUUUAACUCCUGCCUGAACGCCGUAGUGUACGGACUGCUAAAUCAGAACUUCCGCAGAGAAUAUCGAAGAAUACUUCUGUCACUUUGUAAGCCACGCCUCUUCCUGCAGGAGACGUCAAAGGGCGGGACUGAGCGCAGCAACAAACAUUCACCUGGUAACAACAAUAAUGAUGAUCAGCCCAAAGCGAACACAAUAUAGCUUACCAACACUACAUUCAAUUGUUCACAGAUAUCAAACAGAGAAUGCUGCAAAAAGGUUUUAAAUCGCAAUCACAAAUGUUUUGAAAAUAACAUUUUUAUGUCUCACUUUAGAUACCACACUCUGCCAAAAAACGAAACAAAAAAACAAUACCUCAUUUGUUGGAAACUAUUGUUGUUGGAAACUAACAAUUAUAAUAAUCCUCAGUAUUAAGAAAAUUAAUUACAUCUCACACAAGUAUUACAAUCACAUUCAAUGAAUGCAUGCUAAUGAUCAGAGAACAGUGCAAUAAGUCAUUACCAGACAAAAGGUGCAAACUCGAGGAAGACAAAGACUGCAGAACAUUGUGAUCUUCUUCCAAACACACGCCCCUAGAAAAUAACUUCUUUUUCUCACUGUUAGUUGGAGGCUGUUUCCUCCAACCACCCAUAAAUUCUCACCAAACAGAUCUCUCAGACAUUUCACAAGUGCUUCCCUAAUGAUAUAACAGAAUUAAAGAAAUGCUACCCAAAUGCUCACACAUUUGUGACCUCUCAGCAUCUUGACAUAUGUUUUCUCAGUGCUCCAAUAGCGUUAACACUUUUGGCGCUGCAAGUAAACAAGAGCCUCCCCUUGUGCUAUGCAACCAAUUAAUUUUAAACUCAAUGGAGAAAGUGUAAAACUAGGGCUCCCUUAGGUUUGCAAAAGAGGUUAUCCAAACGUUCCCCAAAACACUGCAGCAAAAUUUUUGUAAAACUCCCCUAUUGCUAUGCAAACUCAACUUGAGCAACUCCCAGAGCUGCUUUCAUGCAAACACUGUGGAAAUCUUCCGGUAACCUUCCCACAACAUUUCUCUAGGUCUGCGGAUGUCGUCCUAUGGGAAUAUGGAAAAAUGCUGCAAGAACAUGUUCUUAUAUUCUCCAUAGAUUAAAAAACAAAACAACACACGCUCCCUAUGUCUGUGCACCAGCAGAACGCAUCUGCACAUACUGCACAUUAUGGCAUACUUACAUUAAAACUUUUACUCAACUGAGCAAAGUUUAGCAUUGAAUCCAUUAACAGGGUUCAAAUAAUCAACAACAAAAAAUAAUAUUAAUGAGCAUAGGGCUUCAUAUUUAUGUGACACAAAUAUACUAUUUGUCAACAUCUUAAAUAUAAAAUAGUACUAGAACAAAAGUUAAAAUAAUCUUUAUUAAUAUACCUACUUUAAUAUACCAGCAUGUCAUUCUGUGUCAAUUGAUAUUUAAACAUACACACUUCUUCAAGGUGCCAGUCAAUCAAACCACAAUUGUAAAGAAGGACCUAAUUCUUAAUCAAAUACAUUAGAUAAGUUUUU
Messenger RNA from Carassius carassius (crucian carp), 3334 nucleotides. RefSeq names its product melatonin receptor type 1Ba (gene mtnr1ba). NCBI's taxonomy places the organism in Eukaryota, Metazoa, Chordata, Actinopteri, Cypriniformes, Cyprinidae. Bases 952 to 2019 code for a protein of 355 amino acids. The transcript has 2 exons. The record is from RefSeq and is a predicted model, not a curated record. Gene Ontology annotation, cellular component: membrane. Gene Ontology annotation, biological process: G protein-coupled receptor signaling pathway. Gene Ontology annotation, molecular function: melatonin receptor activity.